AUGGCUACCACAGACCCUUUCGGGGCUCGUCCUGCCCGUCGUCUGGACAGCCUCGACGCUUCUCGGGCCGACCUUUACGGUGGUCCUAGUGUUCUUCUUCCUCCCAAGCACUUGAUGGCCUCGAGUGACAAUAAUACUGCCAUGGAGAUUGAAAAUGCCCGGCAUCAUCUGGACGAGGAGGUCUCCUCUGAGGAUGGCUCCCCUCAGUUUGCUUCAUCCCCUGUCUCUAGGCCUGCUGUGUCCACUACGGAUGAAUUUGCAUUGGCCUUUGACAUUGACGGUGUCCUCAUUAGAGGAGGUAAGCCUAUUCCUGAGGCCGUUGAUGCCCUCAAGUACAUCAAUGGUGAAAAUCCGUAUGGCAUUAAGGUUCCCUACAUCUUCGUGACCAAUGGUGGUGGCAAAACAGAAGAGGAACGAUGCAUUGAUCUCAGUAAACAACUCGAUUUGGACGUCUCUACCGGUCAAUUCAUCUGUGGUCAUACUCCCAUGCGGGAAAUGGCCGAGAAAUACAAUACCGUGCUUGUCGUGGGUGGUGAGGGAGAAAAGUGCCGUGUCGUCGCCGAGGGCUACGGCUUCAAGGAUGUCGUCACCCCGGGAGAUAUCAUCAAGACACGACACGACACAACCCCGUUCCGGAAAUUGACUGAUGAGGAGUUUGAGAACUCGCGAGUCCGAGACUUUUCUCACUCCAACAUUGAGGCCAUCUUUGUCUUUGCUGACAGUAGAGAUUGGGCCGGUGACCAACAAAUCAUUCUCGACUGUCUCAUGUCCAAGAAUGGUUGGCUGGGUACUCGUUCUGAGACCAUGGACGAGGGCCCUCCCGUCUUCUUCUCCCACAACGAUGUCGUCUGGUCUACCUCCCAUGAACACUCUCGCAUUGGUAUGGGUGCCCUCCGGGCCUCCCUCGAGGCCGUCUACAAAGCCAUCUCAGGCAAGGACCUGUCCACCAUUGCCUUUGGGAAACCUCAGCUCGGAACAUAUCACUUCGCCACCCGUCUUCUCCAGCAGUGGCGCAAGGAUAACCACGGAAUCAACAAGCCUCCUCGCACCGUCUACUUUGUAGGUGACACGCCCGACUCCGACAUCCGCGGCACCAACGAGUUCGACAAGAUUAGCGAGGCCAACUGGUACUCCCUUCUCGUCAAGACCGGCGUCUACCAAGACGGUACUAUUCCACGCUUCCCACCUAAGAAAACAUGCAACAAUGUUCUGGAUGCCGUCAAGUUUGCCGUCGAGCGCGAAAUCUCCAACAAAGAUGAACCGGUCGAUGUUGGUCUUGAUUCUGUUGCGCUCCGCAACUGA
Messenger RNA from Aspergillus wentii DTO 134E9, 1302 nucleotides. Its product is annotated as phosphatidyl synthase. The transcript is spliced from 2 exons. Gene Ontology annotation, biological process: glycerophospholipid biosynthetic process. The coding region runs from base 1 to 1302 and encodes 433 amino acids. NCBI's taxonomy places the organism in Eukaryota, Fungi, Ascomycota, Eurotiomycetes, Eurotiales, Aspergillaceae. Gene Ontology annotation, cellular component: mitochondrion. The record is from RefSeq and is a predicted model, not a curated record.